Messenger RNA from Stylophora pistillata, 9519 nucleotides. RefSeq lists its product as uncharacterized. Gene Ontology annotation, biological process: multicellular organism development. Gene Ontology annotation, molecular function: protein binding. Lineage: Eukaryota; Metazoa; Cnidaria; Anthozoa; Scleractinia; Pocilloporidae. The record is from RefSeq and is a predicted model, not a curated record.
UUCAGUUUUUGAAAAAUAUGCAUUUUUAUUUUAGGUGUCUUUUAUAAUACGAAUACAGCCCCCAAAAAAUUGCCACUUCGCCGUAUGUCGAACUAGCACAGUUUUUGAAGCGUCUUAGGAAGCCAGCAGCGCUGAAAAUUUUGUGUUGCAACCGUUACAGAAAUGUCGCUGUACGGUUGAAAAUCCAAAUGCCCCCUAAGACUGAAUAACCUUUUAGUUAUCCAGAAACCGCAAACGACAAGAAUAUGGUAACAUCCUAGAGACUCAAAAAUGUUCCGUUGUGUCAACCUAUUUCAGUCAACUGCCGGCUAAUAUAUAGAUCAACACAAUUUUAAAUAUCCGACUCUUAAUAAACAACCAACCAGAUCAAUGGAAAUCGAAAUGUAAUUAUUCAAAUAAUUUAAUUAAUUUAAUUUAAUUUAACAUAAUUUAUAUUGCGCUAACUCCACUAAUUGACCAAAGCGCAAAUACGUCUAGACGUCGAUGCGUGACAGAUCGCCCUUCACUGAGCUCAACUGAGAACCAGCUAAAAGCAAAUACUGUCAUUCAAUCCGAAAUUAAAUCAAAGUGACUCUGAGCCACUCAACUCAGAAAACGUAUUAUGAAAAUGCGAGAAGGUGGGCGAAAGCGAGUUCGUCUGCGUGAGUUGGCCACCAGGUUCCGCUCUUGGAAAUUAUUUUUCUUCUGAUUAUCAUGCAUAGUCAAGUAAUUAAAGCAAAGAGCCUUUUGAAGCUUUCUAAUGCCGAAGCGAAAAAAUGGGGAGUUCAGUCAUAAACCCAAUAUAAUAAUACUGUGAAUCGCUUUAAUUGUUUACCCUCUCCGUUUAGUGGUUCGUUUCAGCAGUCCACGUUGUUGUCUUUAGCGCGUUUAGCGUUAUUAUUUUUCCUUCUAUAGUCCAACAGUUGAGAAUGACUGAAAAAACAUCGAGUAAUGUAAGUGUUUUCCUUCUGUGAGUUUGCCGUUCUCAUUCUAAGUUUUGCAGGAGAUAUUUACGAUAGAAGGUACGAGUCAUUGACCGCCCUAUGUUGUCUUUUUUUAGGCUGACAACUCACCGUCUGAUCUGAUCCAUUUGGCGGGCAGCGGCGUAGACCUGCCAUGUCUUGAGAAAUUUAGUGGCAGAUGCUUUUGCAAAAAUAGUGCAAGCAGUCUUAAAAGAGGGUCUCCUAUACUUUUACGUAAAAUGUGAUUGGGCGAUUUUUUUUCUUAUGAGUCGUGAUUUAAAUGUGUUUUAUGCGUGAAUCGUGGUUAAAGGUGAUAAGAUCUUUUCAUGUCCACGUGAACGAAUUUUUUUAUUUAAAAGUGAUCCGUCAAUGAAGAGCUGAAUUUAACGUGAUUCGUGAACUAUUUUGCUUUGCUUGAUGAAUUUGCGGCCAUUUUAUCUUUUUGAGAAUGUCCAUAUUGUUCUUGAACGAAUAGGGCUAAGUUUUGACAGGACUUGAUAUGGAUCGAUAAAAGUCAUAAAACAGACCAUUAAUGGGUCGCGAAGAAAUGAAAUAAACAUCGCGUCAAUUUCUUUUAUCGACCAGUAACAACCUCAGUAACCCACGUGCCCUGACACUCCUCUGAUGCUUUGGUGACCCAGGCCUUGUAGUGACCUUUGUAGUGAGCUCUGGUUUGAACCGUUCUUUGAAGACCUGUGAGAAGAAGUCUUCCAACAGUCUAAACAAAAAGAUCUACAAAGUGAGAGCUGGUCUUCUCCGUCAUUCAGAUACCUGUUAUCGGAUCGACACAAAACAGCUUCAGAAAUCGUGGAUCAAUAUCUGUGCAAGAGAAGGGAGGUUUGACAGACCUGUUUACGAUUUAGAUGACCACUCGAUCGAAGAGUUAAACUUAGAGAAUUAACAGCUUCAUAAACAGACUGAGUGUUUGCCGUGAGGUACGUCUUUAACCAGAGAUGACCGAUCAAGGUAAUUAACUUCCUCUCCUCAUGAGCGUCGAAGAUAAGAAACUCGGUGACAGAAUAUUGUGAAAGGAGGAGGAUCGAUACAGUUAUUAAAACAAAAAAGCACGCAAGAGAAUAAAGUCUGAAAUAUUUUUUACUCGAGCGAGACUCUAACCAAUAGUACAGAUGCAAUGCUCAACAGCCAAAAUUUUGUUAAUAUUUGCAAUCAAUUGAAUAAGACGAAGCGUUAAGAAAUUAGUCUCAAACUCGUAAUUCAGUUACAAAACAAUUUAAUGAUGAUGUGUAAAGAGGACAAAGUUGUAAAAUGUGUGGUUGCAGGUGAAGUUUUUCGCGAUGAAAUUCGCCCUGUCCUGGUGCAUUUCUCAGUUAACGAAGCCUCAGCUUACACACUUGAGUUGGAAGGUGACCUUGACAGCGUUUAUUAUUGGCAAGCUCCAUCUGGGAUGACUGAGUCGUAUUUUCUCGAUUUCGUAAUCGAAGUCGUGGUUGCAACCUCCUUAGAUGACGUCUCCAACCACGAAAGAGAUCGUUUCCUUGAUCUCGUUAAUUGUACUGCUGCAACAUUUUUAGAGUUACAAAAACUCAAUCAAAAACGCAAGAAAUGGUAUAAAAGAGGUGACGGGGAAACUACAUCCAUAUUACGAGCAAAUCUUGCUGCAUUUGAACACAUUGUACUUUACCCCUCCCAGGGAAACAUCACAAGCGUGCAUCUCAGAAUAAACAACGAAACAGAUCCUUCUGGGGAGCUACGAAGAACAAUAAACCGGAGCCUCUGGAAUGAAGCAACAUUUUAUGUUGAAAGUGACGCAGAGGGUGAAAAGGAGGAAAGCCAAGACAUCUGUUUGGAUGAUCCUUACUCGUCAGAUGAAGACGAAGAAGUUGGGCGGGAAGUCCAGGCGAGCCCGGACAAUCCUUGCUAUUAUCCUUCUCAAAUAGAAAUGGCAGCGAUAUUAAAGAAACGAAUCGACACCAUCAUGUCCCAUUACCAUGGCAUUUCAAGAUUAAGAGAAGUCUUCAACGAUAUUGAAUUCGUAGUGUACACAGCUCGGUACAGAAUGCUGAGUGAUCAGACAGAGAAGAGGAUUUGCCAUCCUGACGCAGGCGUAUUAUCAAAAGAAGAACUCGAAUCGCGCAAACGUGACCGUGAUGGAAAGAAAAGGAUGUUCAUGUAUGUUCGUAGUAUAGAAACGGAUACGCAUUUUGAUGAGCUUAAAAGAGAUGUUCAAGAAAAACCUCAGACUAUGUUUGUCAUCGUAGCUGACGAAUGCCAUUGGGGAAUAACAAGAGACAAAGAGAGGAAAUGCUCUGCUCACAAUCGUUUCAUCAACGAAUGGUGCAAAAAGAACCCUCCGAAAAAUGUGAUUGUUGUACAAAUCUCGGCUACACCUUUCAACCUCCUAACGCAGAACUCUCGCCUUCCCGUGGUUUCCUGCGUCCUUCUAAGGGACAGUGACUCUACCACUCAGAACGAAUACACAGCAGGCGAUCUUGUGGUGCAGACGCAAGACUCCACCCUAGAAGAACAUGUAGAAAACACCUCAAAGGAACUAGAACUUCAUGUUAUCCAUUGGUCCGAGGUUGAACUUAAAAACUUUGAAAGGGGGAUGCGAAUGAAGCUCAUGUCAGCCUUGAACAUUGAAAACUCUCCCUACCAGUACCUGCAAGUCUCCACAAACGGAAAACUAAGAGUAACACCUGACAGAGAUGACGCGACAGUAUUCAUUAUCCAAGGCAGUCACGGCAUUGUCACUCUCAAAGCAGAACCAACUCCUUCGAAGAGCUUGACCGUCACCAAAGAUGCCUUUGGAAAUUUAGAAGCCAGAAUUGAUCCUCCAGAGCCAAUGGAAUUUGAAGUUAAGCUAGAUUUUGGAGUAGGAGUGGUUGCAUUUUGUUCCUGCGACGGACAAGAUGAUUAUAUUUCUGUUUCUGUUUCCGUUUUUGAAGAAUAUUCUGUCAGUUUGCAAGGGGCGAAAAUUGAACGAAAAUGUGGUGUUUCCAUUCUGAAACCACUACACAGAGUGGCUAGAGUUUCGUUUCAGUUCUAUACAGAUCAAUCAGGACCAAUGGAAGUCAAAACGGUUGGAAAGCAGUAUUUGAGUUUAAACUAUUAUCUCAGCACCCUAAACAGUCCCUUCAAGAAAGAACAGAAAAUUCGAGAAGAUGAGACCUUUCAAAAAAUUGUGGAUAAGGCUAAGAGAGGGAGGAAAAUGUCACAGUCAGAUUCGACUUCUUUUCCAAUCGAUGCCUUGCUAUGUGCGGAUUAUUGCUACCACAUAAUCCUUUUGAGUGUUUUUGAUAGUGGAGAAAAGGUAUGUGAAGCACUGACUCAUAGAGUGGAAGAAUCACCCGCUACUGAAUUCCAAAGUCGUCUCAAAUCAUUCAAGGGGAACCUUAAUGCAACAGAAGUAAAAAGAUACAUUGACCUGGAGGCUUUCGAGCUUAUCCAAAAAGAUAUCUGCCACAGAGUGAAACAAACUUUUCAAGAAAACCUGAAACAAGUGAACAAGUUGCAGAAACAGAAGUCACCUCACCCUGUUAAAUUACAAACAGCCAAUGAAGAACUGGCUACAUCACUUGUUGAAUGCAUAAUGCAUCUUUCUCCGGAAGAGGUUAAAAAACUCGAAAACGUUGAUGACGUUGGACAAGAACUGCAAGAAAACGGCUGUAGUGUAAUGUUCCACGAUCUCGUGCAAGAACAUGAAACAAGGUCCUUAGUGAAAGAUCUGAUCCAGAGCGGGAAAGAAGAGCAGGGCAAAAUGAAAAUUGUACGAGCUAAGACAAUGAAAACUGCAGAUCAAUUUUACUACACGGUACAACUAGCGAGGAAAGUGUCAUGUCUUGAGGAAUGCUUCGAAGUCAUCAGAGACUAUGGAGGAAUUCAGAUCGAAAACCAACUGAUGAAGUCGUCAAGUCCCUUCUUUAAAAAGCUUCAACCAGAAGUUUGCACCUACAAGUUUGAUUGUCGUUGCAGUGAGUUGAAACUACAACCAAGACAUAAAUCAUGCGCCAACUGUCAGCACGUGCACAAAUCCAUAACGCAGUAUGAAGACCUGGAAAACCUUGCAUGUAUCCUCAUUCUGGUCGAUAAAGGUCGUAUGGGAGACACUUUUCCCCAGAGUUUUGAUUGUAUCGACUUACGACUUAACUACGACAGCAGUCAAGAGUUCAAAGAGGGCUCAGCAAUGUAUCUGUCAAGUCUCAUUCAAGAGCUGGGAAGAAUGUGCCGUUACGUAAAAGUUCCCACUGGUGCGAUUCCUUAUGCAUUAGUUGGGCGACAGCUAUUCAAGAAACUCCAAAUGUCAUUGGAGACAUCUCCGUCAAUAAGUGUGACUCCCUGUAGUAAAGCUGACCGGUAUAUGACAAGGACGCGCAAGAGGAAAGAGGCUCAUUCCUCGUCACUGCGAUGGCUUGACUAUGAAGCUCAUAAGGACAGCUAUGAUUAUGAAAACGAAGAAACGCACUGCAACAGAAUCCUUCUACAGGCCGAACCCCAGAUUGGCAAGACGGGAACGUACUUAUGCCUGAUAAGAGAUUUACGACUAGAUAUUCUGGGGAAGGAAAAAGUUUUUCUCACUUCGCCUGCUGCAUUUGACGAAGGAACUUUUUACCGAUGCAAGGAAAGUGAUAACCCUGAUGAAUCGGUAAUCAAAGAGAUGGAUGAAUGGAAAGACUGGCAAUUUCCUUUUUGGAAAGCGAUCGAGACUUCUCCAAGCCUGUACAAAAAACCAGUUGGGACGGGAAAGUAUUCAAUAGGAGGGUGCUUUUAUAGUCAUGACAUGGAGGAGAGUCCUUUUAUUCUUCUGAAGGGAGAAAAGCAGAAGUUAGUUAAGACCGGUUAUCAGAACCUCAAGACUGACGAUUGUUCAAAUGGCCUCCGUGCCUGGCACUGGUAUCAUUUCGAGAAAUGUGCUGAGUGUGGAAGACUUCUCCAAGGUCGAGAAUCUGUUCUGGAAAAUGUGGAGGCAGGCAUUGAUGGUAUCCCAGUCACUGUUACAUGCUCCUUGCCAAGUGAUUUUACCUCAUUCGCUCAGCUGAAAGAAAAAUCAAAGAGUAGCAAAUCCCAACGGGAUGAUCACACCUUGCCAUACUGGAUAUUUCAUCCUUCACACAGAAGCGAUCCAAGAAAAUGCACCCUAAAUUACCACCACGUAAUGCAAGAAGACGGGUGUGUCGCCAAUUAUGUCCAAGUUCUCGUUGUCCGAAGGGAAAAGUUCGAGGGCUACAGAAAAACUUGGGGAAAGGUGCUUGUCAUUCUACAACUGCCAGAGAAACUCCCCAACUGUGACCUGGGACCGGAUGAAGGAGGAAUUGGUUAUGCAAGACUCUUUAUUCAAAAGAUCGCAUGUUCUCUAGAGCUUGAAUACGUCUUCAUGAUUGACGACAAUAUGGCCAUGAUGUCUGAGGUAGAAUUUACAAAUCAUCACAUGUCUAGAAAAGAAAGAAAAGUCGUCAGAGAUGACAGUGGGGUGAUGCAAAUGAGGCGCUGCACUUUCCUAAAACCUUUGACAAGUCUUCAGAAAAUAGCACAGGGAAAGGACACUCCACCUAUAGCUGACGGGGAAUAUGAGUCUCAUCCUCUAAGAGAUGAUUUCAAAGCCGAAGGUUUUCCACUGUAUACGUAUACUGGUCCUGCGAAAUUGUUUCGCGGCAAGCAACAUGAGAGCUAUGGUAUUCUCGGUCUGAUGAGAAGUAUCCCAAAAGCAGUCAGUCCGUUUGCCAAGACCCAGGUGUACGCUGCCGUCUUGCUCAAUGUGAAAAGUACCACCGAGAAAGGCGUCUUUUACCGUCCAUGGCCCUGCUGGGAAGAUCUGCGUUUCAACGAUGAUUGUGACAAAGAGGGUUUAUGGGUUGUUAAAUGCAACGGUUAUUGUUUCUUCAAAAUUCAAUACAAAGACUGGAUUGACAACCUGGUCCUUCCACAAGUCUUCCCUUGGGAUGAAAACUGUACGAUCGUGGAAGGAACACUUCAAAGCGAGCUACCCAAAGACCUGGAAGAGAAAAUUAUCCUGGAGCACCUUGGCCGCUUUGUGAACACCAGUGGUCCUGACAAGUGUUUCAAAGGAAGCAUUGGAUACGAUAAACUGGAACAAAGAGAGGAAUCCCCCCUUCGCAUUGUUGAAACACUCGAAGUAGACACAGUUACAAAAGAUGACUUCACUCUCGGAGUCUCGCUGCUGGUUCUCUCCUACUGGGUAGAAGAUCGGAGGAGAGAGACCCUGCAUCUCCUUGAUUCAUAUUUCUGUCGUACUGAGCAGAAAAUUGUCUUCGUUGCAAGUGCCAUGGAGGCAAAGAAGCGGUGGCCUCAAUUGACUAUACACACCAUAUCAACCGAGAAUGGCAUUUGUCACAACGCCGAAAUGAGUGACAGAAAUGCACAAUUUGCCCUUUUUUCAGCGGCGGACCCAAGGAGGCACCGUUUGCGUAGGAUUUUGAUCGAGGCAUCCUUCUCCCAAGGCAAUGAGGACCUCGAAGGGAAGGCAAGUAGAAGUAACGAAAUUGCCUUCCCAAACAAUCUUGUGGACACGAGAGAUGUGUCAGCGAUCAAGGAAGGAAUCUCAAGUAACAUGGAAAAUAGAAACUAUAUAAACAAAAGAGGAAAGAGAUCCCUUCAAGAGCCUCUUGCUAGCUGCUCCGAAAUCAAAAGGCAGAAGACUGAAGAUGACUGGUUUCAUCAACUUGACAACGUAUACUCUGAUAUAUUGUCUAAUGAUGACAAAGAUAACAACGAUGAAGACGAUUUGAUGUGUAAUGAAGUUGAUGAUGAUGAUGAUGAUGGAGACGAUGAUGAUGAUGAUGAUGAAGUAAUAUGUUUAGGAAGUUCAUCUAAUCAGCAAACACCACAAUUUGACCGCGGGUUUUUUCAACAUUCUGCCGACUUCAGAGAAAGCAGCUCAAUCAGAAGUUCUUUGGAUUCGGCGCACAAUGACCAAGAAUCUGCACAAGAUGAAAUCUAUCCCUCUGAUCUAGAUGAGAUUGUAGGUGAUGGAGUCCAAAACGAUAGUGAUACUAUCAUCCUUAAUGAAACCCGCCCUUCUCAGGACAAGGCCCAAGAAGAAGAAAAUGAUUAUCCUAAGUAUAUAGAAGGGACAAGUGGUGUCACUAAAGCUAUCGUCGAUCUUUGGAUAAAAUACAAGAAAAUUUCGGGAUCGAGCCAUAAUGUUAUGGAAGACAUAGAGAACACUCUUGAUAGUUUUACUCCUAACCAGUUACAGGAAAGGGACGAGAAAGGUUACACUCCACUUUUGAAAGCUUGUUCGUUACCUUCUAUGAGCCCUCUUGUGAUGAAGUAUCUUAUCAGUACAAAGAUAGAUAUUACCUGUCAGUUACCACCCAACUUUGGCGGACACCACCCAUCAGGGGAGGGGUUGGUUCCAGGGAUGUCCGCUUUGUCAGUGGCAAUUAAGUGCAAAAAUGUUAGCCUGGUUAAGAUUUUCAAGAAAGAAGAGAAAAAAAAAUUGAUAAAAAUUAGAGACGAGGAGGAAAACAGCGCUCUGCAUCAUAGUAUUCUUUCCUGUUCUAAAUCUGCCUUUAAGGCACUUGUUCCUCUGUAUGAGGCAAAGGAUGCGAGAAAAAUGCUCAACAGAGACGGAAAGAGCCCUUUAGAUAUCGCUUUGGAGAUGGAGUCGACUGGAAUGUUCAAAGGAAAACAAGAAGAUAACAUCCGAUUCAUGAUUAAGGAACUGAAGAAGAAGAAGAAAAAGAAGAACAAUUCUAUUCAGAAGAUAGAAAAGUAUCUCAGUCCGAUACAAAGGAAGACUUCAACUCCUUAUCAAUCUCGUUAGAAAUCUGGUAAACAAAUAAAGAUGUAAUAUGCGCCCGCAUCAAGGAAAAAGAGAGAAAAAUAGCUGGUUUAAGAGCAUUCUGGAAACAGAUCUGAUUUGCGAACACAGACAUUGUUUCCUCUUUAUAAAAGACAAGUGAGCGAUACUGAGAUCACUGGACUUUUUAAACUUAGAUGAAUUUCAUUUUAUAUUUGAGAUGGUGAUACAGAUCGAGGACAGUUUUCUUCAAACCAUAGAAACAUCUUUAUUACUGAGAAAUCGUAUGCUGAGACGAACAUGUGACUUAGAGAAAAUUAUAUUCAGCGUAGACGCGAUUGUGAAAAGCCUCGAUGACUCAUUCGAGGGUAAUAGGAUAUUGAUAUUUAAGUAAGGCUUCAUUACGAAGUUUUUUAAUCUCUUUUAGCUAUAAAAAGACACCUUAUUCAAGUGGUGUAGUGAGACAAAAACCUAUACGAAAUGUUGUGUGUUUUUUUCGGUGAGAGGUUGAAGUUCAGGAUCCCGCGAAACUUGAAACGAGCAUUCAAUAUCUAUAAAUUUUUAGAAAUAUAAUGAGACCGAGAAAAGCAGACUACUUAAAGGAAAAAAUACAAGGAAAAUGAAAGUACAAGUAAAUUUCUGCGGCACCGUCAAUGGAAGCAACCCACGUUAAUCAUCAACUCUAUCAUGAUAAUUUAAAACUUUCUUAGUAAUUGUAUACAUUGUCACGUUUCCUUUGACGGUUAUGUCCAAUUAACAUUCUAAGUACACUAUAAACUGAAUUCAAACCUGUACUUUGUGUAAAUUAGAGCUGAAGAUUACAGAAGAACUCUCGAAACAUGUUUUUUUUUUUUUUUU